UUGUGGUGGCUGUUUUAAAUCUCCAGAUUCAAUGGGAAUAUGCAUCAGAUUGGCCACUGUGAGAAACAGAAUCCUAGUCUAGAUGGAACUUUGAUCUGAUAAGAGAAAUACUUGAAUGGUUUCUUCCAAAACCUGUUGAGCCUCUCUUAGAGAGCAAAUUGUAUUACUAACAGUGACUUACGACGCAGAUGGCUGAAAGAUAAUAAAGGAAAGUCCACUGAGAAAACUCUUAUGUUAACUCUGGUCCAGCAAGACAGAAUCAGAUGGGAAGGUGGUAUUUUAUGCAAUAAAGGGAGGAUCUCUUUCUGGUUUGGAAGGAAAAGAUGAUUGGGAGCCUGAAGUUCAUUUCUUCAUAGGAGAAAGCAGACAACCUUGAAUAAGAAGAGCAAGUAUAUUAAACAGAUAAUGAGAUUGUGAAAAUGAAGGCUUGUCUGAAAUACCUAUAUUUUUUACCACUUUUAAAAAGAACAAUGCAUUGCAAAUGCUUCACUAAUGAAUGAAGGACGUAAGACUCAUAACUCUUUUGCCUACUGGACGACACUGAAUUCUCUGUCUUGUGACUGUCAGAAGAGAAGAUGUUGCAGGAAUUUGACCUUAGCUUACUUAAGGGACUAGAGCAAGAAAUUGUUCUAAAUGUCCUUUGCCGUGAUGAGAUGCUGAGAAGACUGGAGGAAGAAAGAGUAAGCAAACUGAAAACCGAGCUGCAGCAACUUUGGCGUAAAGGAACAAAAAAUGCCAACUGUGGAUCUCAGAAACAGUCAUGUGCCCGCUGUCAGAAGUCGUUUGGAAUCCUGAUCAAUAGAGGGGCAGUAUGCAAAGGAUGCAGUCAUCAUAUAUGCUCUCGAUGUCGCAUUGCUCAAAAUGCCUUCCUGUGGAAAUGCACCGUUUGCUAUGCUUUUGAGGAUAUUAAAGUGAAAACAGGUGAAUGGUUCUUUGAGGAGCGAGCAAAGAAAUUCCCAGCUGAAGGUAGAUAUGAAACUGCUGGUGCAAAACUGUUGAAAUCUUAUCAGAAAUUAAGCAACAUAUCAGUGAUUCCUCCAACUCCUCCACCUUUUGCUGAAUCCACCAAUGGAACGAAUGCAUUGGAACUUAAUCAGAGUUUCCACAAGUCUGUGGAAAACUUAUUUCUGUCUUUUACUACACAUAUAAAAAAAAUCUCAAAGUCACAGAAUGACGUGGACAAUGAGAAAUACCUUCUCACAGCAAAUUAUGGGCAACAAAAGGAUCCAGUGAAGGAAAGGAGAAGCCUAUCUGAUCCUGCUAUUGAUAUUCCAGCUAGGAUAAAGAAAGCUCCACAUAUUCAACAGCUCAUCAAUGGAGAAGAAGAUGACAGUAGAACUGCUUGCAAAAGAGCACUGAGUGUAGAGUUCAUACCCUCCAUUGUUACAAACGACACCUUAAUCUGUGGAGAUAAAAGACGGGGCAGUUUAUACAGCAUUACCAGCUCUUGCAGUGAGACUGGUGACUUUGCAAAAGCCGAUGUCCGUGGUGAAAUAGAAUUUGCCAUUAGAUACAUUUUCAAAUUUGGCAUUUUGGAAGUAUGCAUCAGUGCCUGCAGGAAUUUGGCUUAUGGAGAGGAGGAAAAGAAGAAAUGCAAUCCAUAUGUCAAGACUUACUUGCUGCCUGAUAAAUCUCUUCAGAGUAAACGGAAGACUUCUGUCAAAAAGAACACACUGAAUCCAACAUUCCAAGAAACAUUAAAGUACAAGAUUGAAUACUCCCAACUGGAAACCCGACAGCUUCAGAUAUCUGUCUGGCACUCUGGAGUUUUCAGACAUCGUGUAUUCCUUGGAGAAGUGGUGAUUGCUUUUGAAUCUUGGGAUUUUGAAAGUAACUCUGCUCAGUCAUUCAGCUGGUACCAAUUGAAAGCCAAAGUGACAGGACUGGAUUAGUUUUAUAUGUGUUUAUUGUAUUUAUACAUGUUUCCCACUUCUUCAGAUUUUAAGGAUAAAUGUGCCAUAAGCAGUUAAGUUUUUCAAUAAUGUGGGCAUUAAGUGUCCUCAUCACUAGAAUCAUACAAUAUAGUUAGAAUGCACUCCAAAGAUCAUGUAAUCCCUUCUCUGUGCCAGCAGAAAAAAAUCUAGUAGGUAAAAUCUCCUUGAAGUUGAGCUUGACUCCUGGUAAUUUCAUAGACAUGUCCAAGUAGUUUUUUUGGCAACUAUAUAAAAGUGGCUUGUCAUCAUCUUCCAGGAUUUUUUGACUUCUUGUCUAGCAUGUGGCUCUGGAAUUUCCUGGCUCUUCCACAUGGUCCUUGGAUCUCUCAUCCAAGCAUUAACCAAGUCCAUUCGUGCUUUAUUUUUAAAGAUCUGCCAAGGUCAGCAGAUCCCUGUUGUUCCCCCAAGCAUUUGGGUCAGGAGUUUAGGUGAGCCCUGCUGAUGAUGUGGCUUUAUGUUUUGGGGGCUUGUUGUUUUAACCAGGGUGUCAUGGGUUAUAUGUUGUCGUGGUUUUAAUCUUUGUAUGCUGCCCAGGGUUACUGUUGUGAAAUAUGUGGCUCUAUAAACCAUUUAAAUAAAUAAAUAAUCUUGUACUUAACAUAUCUAAUGAAGAAAAAUCAGAAGUUUUCAGUGCUUUCUGCUUCAUUAUGUUUUUUAAUGUUUAAUCAAAGUCCCCUUUCACAUAACUUUGAACCCACUGGUUUGUGUUCUGUCCCUGGAGCAAAGAAAAAAUGUCCUGUCAUCUCUGUGAUAACAUUUUAAGUAUUCGUAGAUGGCCAUUGCAUCUGCUCUCAAAUCUGGUCUGAAAACAUUCAAGGUAUAAUGA
This is a messenger RNA of Python bivittatus (Burmese python), 2760 nucleotides long. RefSeq names its product synaptotagmin like 3 (gene SYTL3). Gene Ontology annotation, cellular component: exocytic vesicle; plasma membrane. The record is from RefSeq and is a predicted model, not a curated record. Lineage: Eukaryota; Metazoa; Chordata; Lepidosauria; Squamata; Pythonidae. Gene Ontology annotation, molecular function: small GTPase binding; neurexin family protein binding. Gene Ontology annotation, biological process: intracellular protein transport; exocytosis.